Molecule: messenger RNA, 237 nt
Organism: Enterobius vermicularis (human pinworm)
Lineage: Eukaryota; Metazoa; Nematoda; Chromadorea; Rhabditida; Oxyuridae
Source: the annotation of a GenBank genome assembly
AUGGGAAUGAGGAACUUUAGAGGCCGAUUAGUCGUUGAUCACCAACAAAAAGUUAUUGAAGUUAUCGUAGGUUUUCAAUAUAUUUCCUUCACUAGUUGCCUUUUCAGUAAACUUGUAUUCUUUCUACCAUUCGCGGUUAAAACAGCCAUGUUGAGGGUAAAAUUACUUUUUACUUCUCUUCGCAUAAACCUGGAACCGCAAACUUUUUGGAUCAUUAGGCUAUGGUUUCUUUAUUAA